UCUCCUCCCUCAUUUCCACAAAGCUAUGCAGUCUCUGGUGUUCUACAAUUACCCUACGCUGAGAUUAAAGAACCAUUCACAGCUUUAUAUGAUGGUCCUAACAAAAGAGGCAGGAUAGAUUACUAUAAUGGCAUGGUGGUAAAUUUAUUAAGAGGUGAUAUGGGUGAUUAUGGUACCACACUAGAGUUGGCACCAAUGUCUAAUUACAAAGUUAAAAAUCAGAGAAUGUGUUUCAGAACUAAUGGUACCAAAGGUGCUGCUGUUAUGCCCCAAUCAGUUCUUCCAGACCUCAGUGGUUUCCAGAAAAUGGAUUCUGAGAUGAUGAAUGGACAAAUGUGUGAUUUAUGGCAGAUGAGACAAACAAUAGGAAAUAAAGAGAAUAUUUACUCAAUGUGGAUUAAUUCUCAGAAUGAAUACCCAGUGAGAUAUGAGAUGUAUGGCUAUGAUUCUCUACUAGGAUCUCAUUUUGAUCGUUACUAUUUAGAUUAUAUGGUAUUUAAACCUAAUACUAAUCUAACAUGUGGUGGUUUCCCUGGACCAGGUGUUGAAAGAAGAGUUAGAAUGAAUCCAAUGAGAGAAUUUGUUCAUCAUGAUGACAGUCAUGUAGAAGAAAUGUUCCAGUCUUUUAAGAAAACACAUCAGAAACUUUAUAAAGAUGAUAAAGAACAUCAAGAAAGACAACACAUUUUCAGACAUAAUCUCAGAUAUAUCAAUUCUAAAAAUCGAGCUGGUCUGUCAUUUAAUCUAGCUGUCAAUCAUUUAGCUGAUAGAAGUAAUUAUGAAUUAAAAGCUAUGAAUGGAUAUAGAUAUAGUAAAGGUAGCCAUGGUGGUUUAGCAUUUGAUACAACUAACAUGGAGACUGACAUCCCUGAAAACUUAGAUUGGAGAUUGAUGGGUGCCGUCACUCCUGUUAAAGAUCAAGGUGUUUGUGGAUCAUGUUGGAGUUUUGGUACCACUGGUACUAUAGAGAGUUCACUAGCUAUAAAAUCUGGUAAAGCCACCCGACUGUCUCAACAACAACUGGUUGAUUGUUCCUGGGGAGAGGGUAACAAUGGAUGUGAUGGAGGGGAAGAUUUCAGAUCCUAUGAUUACAUCAUGAAACAUGGUGGACUUACUACAGAAGAACAGUAUGGCCAGUAUUUAGCUGCUGAUGGUUAUUGUCAUGAUGAUAAAGUAAAGCCUGUUGUUACUGUUACUGGUUAUGUUAAUGUAACAACAUUGAAUGCUACAGCCAUGAAGAUUGCUCUAUUUAACAACGGUCCAGUCUCUAUUGCUAUUGAUGCAGCUUUAAAAUCAUUGUCCUUUUACUCCAGUGGUGUUUUCUAUGAUCCUAAAUGUGGUAACAAACCAGAAGAUUUAGAUCAUGCUGUUUUAGCUGUAGGAUAUGGUGUUUAUCCUAAAACAGGUGAAGCUUAUUGGUUGGUCAAAAAUUCCUGGUCUACAUAUUGGGGUAAUGAUGGUUACGUCUUGAUGAGCCAAAAAGAUAACAUUUGUGGUGUGCUUACUUCUCCAACCUAUGCUAAUAUCAAAGUGCUUUAA
Molecule: messenger RNA, 1539 nt
Organism: Lottia gigantea (owl limpet)
Lineage: Eukaryota; Metazoa; Mollusca; Gastropoda; Lottiidae
Exons: 8
Biological process (GO): immune response
Cellular component (GO): lysosome
Molecular function (GO): cysteine-type endopeptidase activity
Source: RefSeq, a predicted model, not a curated record